Prosopis cineraria is the source of this 806-nucleotide messenger RNA. RefSeq names its product cyclin-B1-2-like. The record is from RefSeq and is a predicted model, not a curated record. Gene Ontology annotation, cellular component: cytoplasm; nucleus. The transcript has 4 exons. Gene Ontology annotation, biological process: proteasome assembly. Lineage: Eukaryota; Viridiplantae; Streptophyta; Magnoliopsida; Fabales; Fabaceae. The coding region runs from base 76 to 504 and encodes 142 amino acids.
UCUCGCUCGCUAUUUCUUUGCUUGAUACGGAAGUUUGUGCUGAGCCGACUACUUGCUGUGGUAGAAGACGGAAGCAUGGAGGAAGUGCCGAAGACCAUUGCACACCAAAUCGGAGGGGUCCAAAACGAUGCGCUCCGUUUCGGGCUUCAGGGCGUCAAGAGUGACAUCGUUGGAUCUCAUCCACUCGAAUCCGCUCAGGAAUCUGUAAGGCGAACACAGGAAACGAUGAAGAGGAAAUGCAUUAUCAAUACAUAUGGGUCCGCCUUUCCACUGAAGAUGGACCUGGACAGGCAAAUACUUUCUAGGUUCCAGAGACCUCCAGGAGCCAUUCCAUCUUCAAUGCUGGGUUUGGAGGCUUAUACGGGAAGUCUUGAUCACAUUGGUUUUGAGGAUUAUCUUAAUGAUCCCCGGGAAUCUGAAUCUAUCCGGCCACCAGACAUGCACCAUGGAAUGGAAGUUCGCCUUGGCCUUUCUAAGGGGCCAGUCUGCCCAAGUUUCAUAUAACGAGUGCAUCUGACUAUUCAUUACUAAGAAAGGGAAAGAGCGAGCAGCAUGUUUCAUUAUGGUUUCUAUUUACCAAUGUUAAGGAUGGUUUGAAUGCAUGGUCAAUGGAAACACAGACGUUUGUAAUCAAGGCGGAUAGAUUCUUUUGUGGUUUGUGGUGUAUUUUAUACUUUAUAAACAUUUGAGCAUUGAAUGCUGCGGCUCUUCUUCUGACCCCUUCCGGCGUCUACUUUUCAAGCAUGCAAUGCCUUUAUGUUUGAAGCUGUUAGUGGCACACCAGAAUUUACUCAAUUUAGUGUUCA